UGACAGAAAUCUCUGGUAAACCUGCUCAGCGUUUCCAUAGCGACGGUACCCCGGAAAUACAACACAACCGAUCAGUGGCGAUAAGCUUACCGUUUUCUUAUCUGCCACCGUGUUUAUCAAAGAGGAACAAAAGCGUGGGAGCGUUUUUUUCGUUCGUCGGUUAAACCGGUAACGAUGUCGGAGCCCGAAGAGGAGUUCGAGGAAGAGCAGAGGGACAGCGCGAAGACGAAGAAGAAAGAAAAACGAAGCGCGAGGAAAAAGAAGAAGAAGAAGAAGGAGGAGGAGGAGGAGAAGGGGAAGCGGGAGGAAGAGCAGGUGGAGGAAGAAGGGGAGGGGGAAGAGGAGCAGAGUGAUUGUGUUGUCCUCCGUGGCAUCUUCAAACUGGGCAAGAAGAGUCACGAUGUCCUGCUCACCCAAACCAGGCUGACGUGGAUGCCCAUCAUCCCGGAGAUCCCCACAGCUGAGGCGUGUGCGCUGCAGCCAGGCGUGUUGAUGCUCCGCGACGUGUUUGCGGUGAAGGUGAAGCGGCGGCGAGCGGUGGGCCAGCAGUUGGGGGGACCCGUCCUCGGCGUGGCCCUGUUCUGCUGCCGGAGGAGGGGGAAGAGGCUGGAGGAGGAGACUCUGCACCUCCACAAUGCGUCCGCAGAACACACACAAACCUGGUACACCACCCUGAAGGAGCUGCUCACAGAGUCCAGCAGUCGUCCAAAGUAUCUAAAGGUGUUCAUCAACCCCAGCAGCCACAAGAAGGAGGCCGUCCACAUCUACAGAGAACAUGUGGCUCCGCUCUUCAGGAUGGCCGAUGUCCGCACUGACAUCACUGUGACAGAACGGAAAGGUCAUGCUCUCUCAGUGAUGAAGGAAUGCAAGCUGGAUGAAUAUGAUGGGGUGGUGUGUGUUGGUGGGGACGGGUCGGUGGCGGAGGUGUGUCACGCUAUGGUCCUCAGAGCUCAGCUGGAUGCUAAUUCUCCAGAGAAACCAGUGAAACCAGUGCUGCCACUUGGAAUCAUUCCUGCCGGUUCUACAGACGUGGUUUCCUGCUCUGUUCAUGGGGUCAGAGAUCCAGUCACUGCAGCCCUGCACAUCGUCCUGGGUCACCGGCUGCAGGUGGACAUGUGCAGCUUCUCGUCUCUUGGGCAGUUGGUGUGUUUUGGUUUCUCCGCCAUGUUUGGCUUCGGUGGGAGGAGUUUAGCGCGGGCAGAGAAGAAGAGGUGGAUGCCGUCGUCACGCCGACGAGAGUACGCUGUCGUGAAGACCCUGGCGAGUCUGAGACCGGAUGACUGUCUGCUGUCUUUUCUACCAGCAAAGAAGUCAAACAGUGACCAGGACCAGGACCCAGAAUCAGGAAGGGAGGAGACUUGGACAACUAAUCAGGGCCUGUAUCUAAGCAUCAGCAUCAUGUCCAUCCCCUGUCUGAGUCAACAUGCACCUCGAGGACUGGCACCCAACACCAGUUUGGCAAAUGGCAGCGCAGCAUUGAUCGCAGUAGGAAACACGUCGAGGUCAGAGUUCAUCAAACAUCUGAAGAGAUACAACAGCUCUAGUGGACAGUUCAGCUUCUCGUUCGUGGAGACGCACACCGUCUCAGCGGUGAGGAUUUGCCCCCGCUCUCCGAUUGGCUGUUCAGAGGAGGAGAGUGAGGAGGAGGCCGAGUCCAAAACCUCGCCCAUCAUCCAAUCAGAGGGAGCCGCCUUCCCCUGGAACAUCGAUGGAGAGCUAGUGGAGAUUGCGAACGAAGUGCUUAUCAGGGUCCACCCGCAGCUCAUCACUCUGUACGGGGAGGAGGUGGACGAGGCCGAGUCAACCGUCUCCUGCAGCUGCAUCUGAGUCAGGCAGAGGGCACUGUGUGUGUGUGUGUGUGUGUGUGUGUGUGUGUGUGUGUGUUGGGACAGAGACACACAACCAUGGGAACCAAACGGUGCCCUCAUUAGAUCAUCACUGUUUCCAAGGCGACGUGAACUUACGGAGAAGUUUGAUUCAAAGUAGCAUACACACAUAAAACAUAAAACUAGCCACAGAGCUUUCUGAUUACUUCAUGUAUUUUAAAGCUGCAUUUAUUGGUGUUUAUUGUUAUUUACUAUUGCGGCUUUAAUAACCAAGCAGGUAACUUGGAGAUACCUUUAACUCACAACUUUACCUGUGCUUUAAAAGGUUUAACACUAGUUGACGAGGAGAAAGAUUAAUGUUUUUUGUAUAAUUCCAUGUCCACAUUUUACUAUACUUUAAUCACCAGCUCUUUUCUUAAUAUUAUCUAUAUAUAUUUUUUUACAUUACAUGUUUCAUGACCAUUUUUGGUUCUGCUGCAGAUUGAUAGCAUACAAUCUAUAAUGAUGACCUUUUCAAUUUUCUAUUAGAAACUCUUUCACUUUAUUUUUGUUUUUAUCAUGAUAAAAAACAAGAAAAAGUUGUUUAAAUAGAAAACCCUUAAUUUUAAUAUAAAAUUGUGUUUAUAAGCAGUGAGACUCCAGUGCAGACUUCAACUUCACAUAAACAUAAAACAAACUGACUGAAUAUUAAAAGCAUUAUGUGUGAUGUGUAUUUGUACUGAAUAGAUAAUCAGAAUGGAGGAUGGCAGCUGUUUUAAAUGUCUGCUUUCACAAAAUACAGAUGGUUAAAACA
Messenger RNA from Pungitius pungitius (ninespine stickleback), 2619 nucleotides. It is a transcript of the gene cerkl, whose product is annotated as ceramide kinase-like. Gene Ontology annotation, molecular function: lipid kinase activity. The coding region runs from base 175 to 1827 and encodes 550 amino acids. NCBI's taxonomy places the organism in Eukaryota, Metazoa, Chordata, Actinopteri, Perciformes, Gasterosteidae. The record is from RefSeq and is a predicted model, not a curated record. The transcript is spliced from 14 exons. Gene Ontology annotation, biological process: sphingolipid metabolic process; phosphorylation.